CAUUUUCAUUAGUGUCUUAUUCAAAGAUUGAAUUAUGUAACAAUGACGUUUCUGGGGAACGUGGUGGGAGUUUCUCUCCCUUGCUAACUCUCUGAGCCAGGGAGAGGUGGGAAAAAGCAUCAUUUUUGUGCUUCGAACUUGCAACAUGUUUUAAAAAGGAGUAGUUCAGCUAAGUGAAGAGACAUGACUUCAGUUGCAGCAUCUGCAUUUGGAUGAUAACUUAGUGUCGUAGAACUCUCAAGGAAGGCAGAAUGCGGUACAAGAAAUACAUAACUAUUUUAGAAGCAGCAAUAGGUAUUACUCCCCUUAACAAGCGGGAGCUGCUUCCUGAGGGUAGACAUGCCAAUCUGUGGCAACAUCCAGGGGAGCAAACAACUGCACUGCCGUCUCCUUGUGCAUGGGACUGGGAGCACAGCUGUACAUCAAGCCCAAAGCAUCUCACAGCCAGUGGGCAGAGACAUUCAAAACCCGUUGUUCCUCACAAGGCCCCAGGCAUGGAAGAGUUGAUGUGGGAACAGUACACUGUGACCUUACAAAAGGAUUCAAAAAGAGGAUUUGGAAUUGCAGUUUCUGGUGGCAGAGAUAAUCCUCAUUUUGAAAAUGGUGAAACAUCGAUAGUCAUUUCAGAUGUUCUCCCAGGUGGCCCAGCAGAUGGAUUACUUCAAGAAAAUGACCGGGUGGUCAUAGUUAAUGGAACCCCAAUGGAAAAUGUUCCACAUUCUUUUGCAGUUCAACAGCUUAGGAAAAGUGGAAGAGUGGCCACCAUUGUAGUGAAAAGACCAAGGAAAGUGCAGGCUGCUGUGCUGAAGAGAAGCCCCUCUCUUGACUAUGAAGACAGAGCUUUAGAUGUACUGGAUGACCACGCAGAAUUUGAUGGCAAGAGUGCUCGAAGUGGCUAUAGUGACAGAAGCUGGCAUAGUGGUAAUGGAGGGCGCAGCCAAAGCUGGGGGAACAGCCUGGAUCAGAGCUAUAGAGAUGAACAAGAUAGAGGACGAAACCGAAGCAGAGACCGUGAUAAGGAACGCAGCUACAGCCGUGACCGGAGCCGUGGCAGGAGUGUUGACAGGAGCUUGGAUCGAGACUACAGAAGAGAUCGGAGCAGGGGAAGGAGCAUUGACAGGGAUGGCUAUGAACAGAAUUACAGAGGAGACUACAGCCCACCCAGUUAUAGUCAUAGAUCUCAACCUGAUCCUAGAUAUGAGAGGGAAGUGAGGAGUCGAAGUCGGGAUAGGCUUCAUUCCCGAAGUCCUUCACCUGAAAUGCACCAUCAACAUGACUACAUAGGCCCUCAGGAUCCAAACGGGCCCAUCAGUGUUCUCUUAACAAAAGGCAGACAUAAUGAAGAAUAUGGUCUCCGGCUUGGAAGUCAGAUCUUCAUAAAAGAAAUGACCCGUACUGGCCUAGCAACCAAAGAUGGCAACCUUCAUGAAGGAGAUAUCAUUCUCAAGAUCAAUGGUACAGUGACAGAAAACAUGUCUUUAGCUGAUGCCCGAAAAUUGAUUGAGAAGUCACGGGGGAAGCUUCAGUUGGUUGUCCUCAGGGACAGAAAGCAGACACUGCUCAACAUUCCUUCAUUGAACGACAGUGACUCAGAAAUGGAUGACAUUUCUGAAAUAGAGUCAAACAGAUCUUUGUCCCCUCAAGAUGACAGAUUACAUCAUUCUGAUUUAGAUUCACAUUCGUCCAAUGAAAAGCUGAAAGAGAAAUCAAAUGUAAAAGAUGAUCCAUCUAGUAAGAUGUCCAGGAUAGGAGCAAUGCCUACACCAUUCAAAUCGAUUGGUGACAUUGCUAUUCCUGCUGUUACAGUUGUAGACACAAACAAAGAACUGAAGUAUCAAGAUGACACAGCAGUGUCUCAACCAAAAGCAGUUACAAGAACGGUUCUUAAACCCAGCCCUGAAGAUGAAGCAAUAUAUGGUCCUAAUACAAAAAUGGUGAGAUUCAAGAAAGGGGACAGUGUGGGCCUGCGAUUGGCUGGUGGAAAUGAUGUAGGGAUAUUCAUUGCUGGAAUCCAAGAAGGCACUUCAGCUGAUCAAGAAGGACUGCAGGAAGGCGAUCAGAUUCUUAAGGUGAAUACUCAAGACUUCAGAGGCAUUGUUCGGGAAGAUGCUGUUUUGUAUCUCUUAGAAAUUCCUAAAGGUGAAACAGUGACAAUUUUGGCCCAAAGCAAAUACGAAGUCUACAGAGAUAUCAUGGCCUGUGGAAGAGGAGAUUCAUUCUUCAUUAGAAGCCACUUUGAGUGCGAAAAAGAGUCACCACAGAGCUUAGCAUUCACCAGAGGGGAGAUCUUUAGAGUAGUUGAUACAUUGUAUGAUGGCAAACUGGGAAACUGGCUGGCUGUGAGAAUUGGAAAUGAACUGGAAAAGGGCCUCAUUCCAAAUAAAAGCAGAGCUGAGCAGAUGGCCAGUGUUCAAAAUGCCCAAAAAGAUGGCUCAAGCGACAGGGCAGACUUCUGGAGAACACGUGGCCAGCGAUCUGGAGUGAAGAAGAAUCUGAGGAAGAGUCGUGAAGAUCUGUCAGCAAUUUUAUCUGUGGGCACAAAAUUCCCAGCUUAUGAGCGAGUUCAGCUGCGCGAGGCUGGUUUUAAGAGACCGGUGGUGAUAUUUGGCCCUAUUGCAGAUGUUGCUAUGGAGAAGUUAUCAAAUGAUUUGCCUCACCUGUAUCAGACAGCAAAGACAGAACCCAGAGACGCAGGUUCAGAGAAGUCAACUGGGGUAGUGCGCUUGAACACUGUGAGGCAAAUCAUUGAGCAGGAUAAACAUGCUUUGCUGGAUGUGACUCCUAAGGCAGUGGACCUGCUAAAUUAUACCCAGUGGUUUCCAAUUGUGGUCUUCUUUAACCCAGACAGUAAACAGGGUGUGAAAACAAUGAGACAAAGGCUAUGUUCCACAUCUAACAAGAGCUCCAGAAAACUCUAUGAGCAAGCAAACAAACUGAAGAAAACUUGUUCCCACCUUUUUACAGCCACUAUCAAUUUGAAUUCAGCCAAUGACAGCUGGUAUGGCAGUCUAAAAGAUACAAUUCAGCAGCAGCAAGGAGAAGCAGUGUGGGUAUCAGAGGGAAAGAUGGAUGGCAUGGAAGAUGAUGCAGAUGAUCGUAUGUCUUACCUUACUGCAAUGGGUGCUGACUAUUUGAGUUGUGACAGUCGACUUAUCAGUGACCUAGAGGACACAGAUGGAGAAGGAGGUGCAUACACUGACAAUGAACUUGAUGAGCCCUUGGAUGAGCCAAGGAUUUCAUCUGUUAGCCGGUCUUCUGAACCUGUGCAUCAUGAGGAGGGUUUGAAAAAAUUUAGUCCAGAACCAAGGACUCAGUUGAAAAAAGCUGGUAGCAGAGAGAUCCUUAGAGAACCAAGUCCACCUCCGGCAUUCAAGCCUGAACCACCUAAGGGAAAGUUACAAAAUAAAGAAGAUCUCUAUGAUUUUCCCAAGAACUAUGACUCCAGAUCAAGUAACAUUGCUGUCACCAGUGAGAUUUCAACUGUAUCAGCUAAACCAGCACCACCACCAGUUUCUGUGAAACCUGCAUUUGGGCGUCCCAUCCUGAGAAACUCUCAGCCAGCAGUCCCACCUGCAGAGGAGGAGGAGGAGGCCAAGCUGGAUGAGGAAGGAAGUGAACAAGAAAGUACUCCAAAAUCUGUACUGAGGAAAGUAAAAAUAUUCGAAGAGAUGGAUCAUAAGGCAAGGAUGCAAAGAAUGCAAGAGCUACAAGAGGCCCAGAAUGCCAGGCUUGAAAUAGCCCAGAAGCAUCCAGAUAUUUAUGCUGUCCCUGUGAAAACACAGAAGUCAGAACAGAGCUGGUCCCAGCCUAUGAGCUCCAGACCUCCAGAGCCCCAGAAAGCUCCUCUUAGACCUUACCUAGAGAACCAUGGCAGUUAUGGCAGCGAUGCAGAGGAGGAGGAGGAGUACCGUCGGCAGCUAUCAGACCACUCUAAGAAGGGCUAUUAUGGACAACCAUCCAGAUACAGAGACACAGAAUUGUAGGCUUGCUAGUAUGUGCACAUAUAAUGCUCUUUUGAGGCUUCUUCCUUCACAGCCAAGUGGAGGAGUAGUUAGUCUUGAAAAGCGGUAUUUUUCUUAAGGGUGGUGUUAGAGGGUACCCUACUCAACUUAGACAUAUCUAUGCGCUGGAACUGGAAGAGUUCAUUAUUGGGGAUAUUUUUUGUUAGCAACUAAGAGAAGAAAUCACUAUUGCCUGAAUGCUGUUGCCUGCUUUGUAAGGACCA
Messenger RNA from Dryobates pubescens (Downy woodpecker), 4225 nucleotides. RefSeq names its product tight junction protein 2 (gene TJP2). Gene Ontology annotation, biological process: cell-cell adhesion; establishment of endothelial intestinal barrier; positive regulation of blood-brain barrier permeability. NCBI's taxonomy places the organism in Eukaryota, Metazoa, Chordata, Aves, Piciformes, Picidae. Gene Ontology annotation, molecular function: cell adhesion molecule binding. The record is from RefSeq and is a predicted model, not a curated record. Gene Ontology annotation, cellular component: bicellular tight junction; plasma membrane. The transcript is spliced from 24 exons. The coding region runs from base 252 to 3983 and encodes 1243 amino acids.